AAGACCUCGCGGAAGAGAAUCUGUCUGACAGCAUAGGCGCGUACCCGCUCCAGCUCUCACCUGCUGCAGAGGGGGUGGCGCGCCCACAGCGAGGUGGAGGAUAGGAGCUGAGCUGCGCGUGCACGUCUACGGCCACGCUGCCCGGUUACAGCGCGGCGCGCCCCUAAAAACCGCACGCGUUUAAGGGGAGGAUCGAGAAUUUUAUUUGUAACGUUAGAGCGUCAAAGGUAUUCUUCAUGUGACCGGAUCUUUUCCGUUAAUUCCGGACAACAACCGGUUUCCGGACUGAGUCACGUACAAACCUGUUUAUGUGUCAUUCGUUUGGAAGCAUCCGUAAUAUUUCUGGAAUAUUUCUCUAUUUGAAUGGCUGUAGGUGCCAGAUCGCUUUGCGUUGCUUGUUACGCGUCGCGUUUUAGAGAAGAACCGUCGGCUUUUGUGUGGAUGUAAAUGAUGCUGCCCGGUAAACGCGCCGCGGAGAGUGCAGCGCGCCCGCUCGGGUUGAUACAAUAGCGGAUUUCAUACCGACGUGUCUGAUUUAAGAAUAAAGCGCCCGUGCGCUCCGGUUACUGGGCAAAAAAAUGUCGCUAAGCAGAAACAUCGAGCUCGAGCACUUUGACGAACGGGACAAAGCGCACCGCUCCAAACGGACGUCGGGUUCGGGAGGCUCGGGCUCACAGCAGGGUUCCCGGGCGAACAGUCUGGUCCCGAGUCCCGCGCACAGCGCUAACUGCAGCCUCUACCGGACGCGCACGCUCCAAGCGCUCAGCUCCGAGAAACGCGCUAAGAAGGUGCGCUUUUACCGGAACGGAGACCGGUACUUCAAGGGUCUGGUGUACGCGGUGUCAAAUGACCGAUUCCGCUCGGUGGACGCGCUGCUGGCGGAGCUGACGCGCUCGCUCGCGGAUAACCUGCACCUGCCGCAAGGUGUGCGCAACAUCUACAGCGUGGACGGCUCGAGGAAGAUCUCGAGCCUGGAGGAGCUCGUGGAAGGUGAGAGUUACGUCUGCGCCUCUAAUGAGCCCUACAGGAAGGUGGAAUACACCAAAAACGUCAACCCUAACUGGGGCUCUCGUCUGGCGGGGCCGGGGUCCGGAGGCGUGCGACAGGGGGCUCAGCGCUCCAGCGGAGACAUGAGAGAGAGCAAAGACUUCAUCAAACCCAAACUGGUGACGGUGAUCCGCAGCGGCGUGAAGCCGCGGAAGGCUGUUCGGAUUCUGCUGAACAGGAAGACGGCGCAUUCCUUCGAUCAGGUGCUCGCUGACAUCACGGAGGCCAUCAAACUGGACACAGGUGUGGUGAAGAGACUCUACACGCUGGACGGAAAACAGGUACACACCUGAUUCUUAACCACCAGUUAACCCCAUCAAUAUAUCGGUGCAUUAGUAAUACAUGCUGAGGAUUGAUGAUUUUGAGUUUGUGUGUGUGUGUGUGUUAGAGAGAAAUCAAUAAUCAUGAGUCCUGUUCAAUAAAAUAUCAGUGAAAACCUGCAGUGUCAACAACAUAUCUGGUAGAAGAGGAUUCAGAGCAGUUCUACACACUUAUUUCAAGUGAAAAGCAUCAAAAUAGUAAAAUUGAUUUAUUAUUGAUUCCACAGAGCUGAUCCGUCUGUCUGUCUGUGACGUGAUGCUUGUGUGUGUGUGUGUGUGUGUGUGUGUGUGUUUAUGGAGCUCUGCCUCUUCUGAAAAAGCAGCGAGUCUAGCUGCAGGCUGGUUGCCAUGGUUACCUGCUUUUCCCCUGUUCACUUGAGUGCGUCCCAAUGCAUGUCGUCAGUGUGUGUGUGUGUGUGUGUGUGUGUGUCUGGGGGGUUCAUUUGUAUGCCAUACACCUCUUAAUGCAGAGACGCAGGGGUUUCCUUAAAA
Messenger RNA from Triplophysa rosa, 1859 nucleotides. Its product is annotated as serine/threonine-protein kinase DCLK2. The record is from RefSeq and is a predicted model, not a curated record. Gene Ontology annotation, biological process: retina development in camera-type eye; intracellular signal transduction; photoreceptor cell development. Bases 579 to 1340 code for a protein of 253 amino acids. Lineage: Eukaryota; Metazoa; Chordata; Actinopteri; Cypriniformes; Nemacheilidae. Gene Ontology annotation, cellular component: axoneme. The transcript is spliced from 2 exons.